Plasmodium gallinaceum is the source of this 2619-nucleotide messenger RNA. Its product is annotated as formin 2, putative. Gene Ontology annotation, biological process: endocytosis; endosomal transport. The record is from RefSeq and is a predicted model, not a curated record. The coding region runs from base 1 to 2619 and encodes 872 amino acids. Gene Ontology annotation, cellular component: cytoplasm; plasma membrane. Gene Ontology annotation, molecular function: protein binding; calcium ion binding. NCBI's taxonomy places the organism in Eukaryota, Apicomplexa, Aconoidasida, Haemosporida, Plasmodiidae. The transcript has 7 exons.
AUGUUUUAUGAUCAUUCAGUGGAAGGUUUUAUGAAUAAUCAAAUGAAUGAAAUAAGUAAUUCUUUUAAUGAUAUAAGAAAAGUUCCUAUAAAUAUAACAGAAAAUGUAUGGUCAAGCGAAAGAAUUACAUUAUCUUCUGAAGAAUAUGUAUAUUAUCUAAACUUGUUUAAUUUAAAUGAUAAAUUUGAAAAUAAUUUUAUUGAUAAUAAGACAGCUUCUUCUUUUUUACAAAACUCCGGGCUUUCUAUAUCUAUUCUACACUCUAUAUGGGAAUUUAGUGAUAUUGAAAAUAAAGGUUAUCUAACUUUAGAGGAUUUUUUUAUAUGUUGUAGACUAGUUGCACAUGCUCAAAAUGGGAAUACCUUAAGUGCAGAAAUUAUAAAUAUACAACCACCAUGUUUACCUAGUUUUGAUAUUAUUAGACAUAAAUCAUUUUCAGAUAUUUCUAAUAUGGAAGCUAACGUUGAAUGGAGAUUAAAAGAAAAUGAAAGAGAAGAUUUCAAAAGAAUUUUUAAAACAUUAGAUAUAAAUAAUGAAGAAAAAAUAGAAGGAUCAAUUAUUCGUGAGUAUUAUUUAAAUACUUCUAAUAUAUCUAUUUGUGAAUUAAUGCAAAUAUGGAAUAUUUCUGAUAUUGAUAACGAUGGAUCUUUGAAUUUUGAAGAGUUUUGUAUUAUGAAUAAAAUUGUUGAAAUCAGAAAAGAAAAAGAAAUAAAUAUACCCUUAACAAUUCCUGUUGAAUUACUAGAUUCUAUAAAGAUAAAAAAAGAACUAGAUAUUAAUGAUGAUGUAACUUUUAGAAAAUGCGAAGAAAAUAAUGAAAAAAGAGAUCCAUUUCAUAUAUCUUUUGGUGAUUUAUUAAAAACAGAAAAUGAAAAAAAAAAUGAAGUAAAUGAUAAAGAAAAAAUAAAUAUGGAUUUUGACUUUUUUGAUUUCAAACAAGAUAAAUUAGAUAAAGAAACUCCUAAUGAAAAAAAAAAAAAAAAAAAGGAUACUUUUGAAGAAAAUGAAAAUACUUUUUUCAAAAAGGAUUUUGAAGAUUACAGUAAAUUUGACGAGGAAGAAGAACCAGAAGAUAAAAAUCAAAAAGAAGAUGAAGAGGAAGAGGAGGAGGAAGAUAAUGAAUCAAAUAAAAACUAUUUAUUAAAACAAGGCAUAGAAUUUAUAAAAGACGAAAAGAAUAAAAAUGAAAAAAAAAAAAAAAAAAAAAAAAAGGAUAAAGAAAUAGAAAAGGAAAAGGAAAAAGAAAAGGAAAGAGAAAAAGAAAAAGAAAGAGAAAAAGAAAAAGAAAGAGAAAAAGAAAGGGAAAAAGAAAAAGAAAGAGAAAAAGAAAAAGAAAGAGAAAAAGAAAGGGAAAAAGAAAAAGAAAAAAAAAGAGAAAAGGAAAGAGAAAGGGAAAAGGAAAAAGAAAAAGAAAAAGAAAAAGAAAAAGAAAGAAAAAGGGAAAGAAAAAGAGAAAAACAUAAAGGUAAAAACAAAAAAAAAUUGGAUAUGUUAAGAGAUGAAGAGGAAAGAGAUUAUAUAAAUGAGCUGAGAGAUGUAGAAGAGAAUGAAAAGAAACAUUUUUCUAAAGAAGAAAAGUAUUUUACUAAACUAAUGGAUUUUAACUAUUGUGAUUUAAAAAAUUAUAAUAUUGAAAGUAAGGAUAUUUACAAGAUAGAAGAAAUAAAUAGACAAUUAGAAGAAGAAAUAAAAAAGAAAAAAAUAGAUAUUGAAAAGAAAAAAAAACAUGUAAAUUGCCUUGCAUAUGUUUAUGAGAGUGAAUUGAAAAAAUAUCAAUGUUUAAAAGAAGAAAGAAGAAAUUUAGAAUUUUUGAAUUUAUGUUUGUAUAAAGAUAUAAAACAUAAAAAAGAAAAUAUUAAAAAUAUUAAAAAGGAAAUUAAAGAAAUAAUUGAAGAUAUAAAUAAAAUAAAUAUAGAAAAUAUAAGUUUAAAUAAAAAUUACGUAGAAAAAGAAAGGGAAAUAAAAGCUACUGAUAAUAAUAGAAAAAAUUUGAAUUCUAUGAUAGAUAAAGAAAAAAAUGAUUUAAAAAAAGAUGAAAGAAAUUUAAUAAUUUUAAAAAAUAUGAUUAGUUAUUUGAAAAAACAAAAAAAUCGUGCCUUAAAAUUACAAGAAAAUUUAAAAAAUAGAUAUGAUGUAACAAACUCUGAUCACCAGAUGCUAAUCAAAAAUAUUCUACAUAAACAAAAUUAUUUAAAUAGCAUAACUAAUAAACGUCUUAAUAUACAAAAAAUGAAAAAUCAGAAUAUACUUUUAUUUAAUUCUUUAGCUAACCAAUCUGUAUUAUUAGAUAUACAGAAUAAUUAUCCACAUUUAAAAACGAAUUUAGAAAAGUCCUUUAGCACAUUACCAUUAAAUAGUUCUACCUUUUUUAAUUCAAACAUUUAUAAAAAAUAUUAUACAGAUAAUAAAGGAAUACCUAAUAAACAAAAUGAUGAAAUUAAAAACAAUAAAAAGAAUUUUUCAUUAUUUGAGCAUAUUAAGAAUGGUGACAAUGUUGAUAUUUUUUCAAGUUUAGAGGAUAUGGAAUCUAAUAAAGAUGUAUUCAAAAAUGAAAAUAAUUUUGAAGGCUUAAGUGAUUUUAUAUCAAAAGAAAAUAGCUUAAAAACUGUUGAUAAAUAA